UGAUCCAGGUCCCAGGAUCUGUCUCCCGUCUGUGUUCGGUCGUGCAUAUUUCGUGUGUUUUAUUUAGUUUUGUUCUGUGUUUUGAGAUUCUUAACAUCAGAAUUUCGGUAGUUUAAUAGCUAUGGUAUCUACAUUGAAUGUGGAAUAUGUGAAAUCGUGGCGUCAAUAGAGAAAUGUUAAGUGUUUUAUGUGCAGUGACAGAAUUCCCGGAACAUGAAGUUUUCUGAGUGGUAGUGUUUGUGUGAUUGGGCCAUAGGCCUGAUAUUAUUUUGAGUGAGUUCGUUAAAAGUCAGAGGAUAAACAUGGCAGAUUUAGAAGCCGUAUUAGCUGAUGUCAGCUAUUUAAUGGCAAUGGAAAAGUCGAAAUGUACUCCAGCAGCAAGGGCCAGUAAGAAAAUAGUCCUACCAGACCCUAGUGUUCGGAGUGUGAUGCACAAGUACCUUGAAAAGAAAAACGAAGUGAAUUUUGAUAAAAUAUUCAACCAAGUCUUAGGUUACCUCCUUUUUAAAGACUUCUGUGAAAACGUGUCAGAGGAGCCUGUACCUCAGCUUAGGUUCUACGAACAAGGUGAGGCAGUCAAACGGCACGAUUCUGACAGUUUAUGGGAGAUGGGGGGUUAG
Molecule: messenger RNA, 620 nt
Organism: Macrosteles quadrilineatus (aster leafhopper)
Lineage: Eukaryota; Metazoa; Arthropoda; Insecta; Hemiptera; Cicadellidae
Product: G protein-coupled receptor kinase 1-like
Exons: 4
Coding region: 303-620 (105 amino acids)
Biological process (GO): regulation of signal transduction; G protein-coupled receptor signaling pathway; protein phosphorylation
Molecular function (GO): G protein-coupled receptor kinase activity; G protein-coupled receptor binding
Source: RefSeq, a predicted model, not a curated record